Messenger RNA from Antechinus flavipes (yellow-footed antechinus), 1361 nucleotides. It is a transcript of the gene RIBC2, whose product is annotated as RIB43A domain with coiled-coils 2. The record is from RefSeq and is a predicted model, not a curated record. The transcript has 7 exons. Lineage: Eukaryota; Metazoa; Chordata; Mammalia; Dasyuromorphia; Dasyuridae. The coding region runs from base 148 to 1293 and encodes 381 amino acids.
AACCGACAGCGUGCAGCUGUUGCCGAGGGAACGCGGGAGCAUCCUUCUCUGGAACUCCGGCAGCUGCUGCCUCGCUGGCUCGGUCGCUCACAGCACACCCUCCCUACUUCAUUUGGCUUCCCGAACUUCGGGUUGUACCCGUUGCCCAUGAUGUCCAUGAGGGCGAGCAAUGUGGUGCAGCCCCAGGACUACAAAGAAGCGGCUGCCCUGGAGAGGGCCAGGCACGCGGAGCUGCAGCUGCAGAGGCGCUUGUUGAACGCCCGGGAGCGGUUGAUAGGGGGAGAUUAUAGCGCUUGGGCCGCCCAGGUUUGCGAUCGGAAGAUGCAAGAAGCCGCUGAGAGAAGGAAGCAGACAAUGAUCGGAGCGGAGAUGAAGCACCAUGACAGCAUCGCCAGCAUCUUGGAAGAGCGUCAGCGCAGGGACAGGCGCAACUUGGAGAAGACCCUGUGCGAGUUCCGGCAGAACUUCCAGAAGCCCGAGGACCGGCAGGACUUUGACUUGUCCGACCCGCUGGCCCUGAAGAAGGACACUCCUGCGCGCGUCUCUGACCAGGACGUCGCGAACCCUGUCUCUGGGAUGCAGAAGUUCGCGGGCGAGGACCAGAAUGCUCAGGAGAGGAAGAAGGCCCAGCAGCUGAUGAACCGGACCUGGGUCCUGGAGCAGCAGAGGGUGUGGGACGACGCUCUGGCCGAGCACAAGCUGGCAGAGGAUGUUUUCCACAAGAGCAUGCUGGAAUUUGACCAGUCCGCCGUGGACCUUCAGAAGCUGGAGCUCGCCGUUAAACGCACGGCGUGUAAGGCUGUGAAGGAUUUCAACAAAAACCAGGUGCUUGAAGAAGUGGAAAGGAAAAGGCUGGAUCACAAAAAAGAAGAGGAAGACAAUAUGGUGGAGAUCACCAACAACCUGCAGAGUAGGUUCCUGUCUGAGGACCAGCUGUACAAGACCAGGCCCUGCAAGGAGGCCAUAACCGAGUGGAAGAGCAUGAAGAAGGAGCAGCUGGAAGAGAUUUUGCAGGUCCAGAAGCAGCAGAUCCAGGACAAGCAGAAAGUUCAAGAGGAGGAGAGGCAACGGGACUUUGAUUGGGAUCAGCGGAGAAUCCAGGAGGCCAGAGCCACCCUCCUGUUUGAGAGGCAGCAACAGCGCAUCAACCGGGAGCUCCGCCGAGCCAUAGAUAAUGAGAACAUGAACUUGGCUAAGGAACAUAAAGACAUGGAAGAUUACCUCAACAAGCAACUCUACAUUAAUCGGCUCACCUCCCAGUUCUUCGACCAGUUUAAUUCAAGUAGUAAAUAAGAAUUCCCAGACACUGACUUCUCAUGUUUCCAAAGAACUUGCUUUUUCAUUAAAAAAAAAAAAAGCUG